Messenger RNA from Pediculus humanus corporis (human body louse), 495 nucleotides. Its product is annotated as mitochondrial 50S ribosomal protein L21, putative. Gene Ontology annotation, cellular component: ribosome; mitochondrial large ribosomal subunit. Gene Ontology annotation, molecular function: structural constituent of ribosome. The record is from RefSeq and is a predicted model, not a curated record. The transcript has 2 exons. The coding region runs from base 1 to 495 and encodes 164 amino acids. NCBI's taxonomy places the organism in Eukaryota, Metazoa, Arthropoda, Insecta, Psocodea, Pediculidae.
AUGAGACAAAUCCCAUUUAGUAGGUUUUUAUUUUCAAGACAGUUUUUAUUUAAAAACAAUUUAAAUACUUCAGUAAAUAUAGACAUUAAUCGUUAUUUGAGCGAAAGAGUGAUAAAUCGGCUAUUUGCCGUUGUUUCUAUUAAUGGACAACAGUAUAAAGUUACUAAUGAAGAUAUUCUAGUCAUAAGAUAUCCUUGGGGUCCUACUGCUGGCGAUAAAAUUCGUUUAGAAAAAGUACUUUUAGUGGGAUCAUCUGAUUUUACUUUAAUAGGAAGACCUCUGCUUCUGAUGGAUCAAGUUUGUGUUUUAGCCACUAUUAUUGAAAACACAUUUACUCAUGCUUAUCCAUUAUUUUUAUUUAGAAAAAGAAAAAACAGAAUGAAGCUUAAUUUUAAAAAAGAUCAAUUGACUUAUUUAAGAAUAACAGAUAUAAUACUAACUCAAAAAGUAAAUGAAAAUACAGAUACAGAUGGGUUUAAAAACAGAAUAUUUUAA